Molecule: messenger RNA, 2310 nt
Organism: Emiliania huxleyi CCMP1516
Lineage: Eukaryota; Haptophyta; Isochrysidales; Noelaerhabdaceae
Exons: 2
Coding region: 1-2310 (769 amino acids)
Molecular function (GO): heme binding
Source: RefSeq, a predicted model, not a curated record
AUGCACGGGCUGAUCCAUGUGGUCCUGAAGGGCUUCGUGGUGGAGCGGUUCGGCGCGGAGAAGUGGUCUGACAUCCUGCGAAUUGCCAAUGUCGAGGACGAGGCGAGCAUCAUACGCAUGGAGCAGUACGAUGACGCGCUGAGCCUGGCGGUGGUCGGGAUCGCCCUGGAGGCGAUAGAGGAGGUGCUCGACGUGACCAAGGUGGAUGCGCUGGAGCUGAUCGGGGGCUAUUUUGUGGAAUUCGUUGUCAGAGCGGGGUACAGCAAGAUGCUCCGCUCCCUCGGAACGACGCUGGACGAGUUUCUGCUGAACCUGAACCAGCUCCACCACAACCUCGAGCGGGAGUUCCGGACGGCAGUGUUCCCGAGUUUCGAGAUUUCCCGGGUCAAGACCAACCAUGACCACGAUCAGGAGGAGGAGGAGGAGUUCCUCCUGCGCUACUCCUCCAUGCGCGCGGGGCUGGGGCUGGCCCCGCUGGCAAAGGGCGUGGUGCAAAAGGUGGCGUCGGUACUCUUCGACAUGCAGAUCGAGAUCGAGGAGCUCAGCCGCGUGGAGUCGGAGCAGGUGGAGAGGAGGCUCGAGCAGCCGCUCGAGAGCUCCCUGGCGACACAGCGGGCGCCGGCGGAGGACGAGGAUGCGGACGGCGGCGACGAUGAUGACGCCGCCGCCAUCUCUCAGGGCGUGAGCUGGCUCAUCAGGAUCCCGCGGCCGCCUUCGCCCAUAACGCCGCACUCGCCACCGCCAGUCGGGAAUGCCCCCCAGCAAGCCGGCGCGGCGACGGGUCGUGCCGCCGAAGCAUCAUCAUCGUCACCGUCCCUGUUCUCGUCCUUCGACCUGCACCAGGCGCUCUGCUCCGUGGGCAGGUGCUGCACUUCGGCUGCCUCCGCGGUGUGCUGCACUGUGGACUGUUCCGCCGAGUGUGCUGCGCCGCCGAGUGCGCAGGCCGCUCUCGACGACGUCGACGCCGCCAUCUUCACCGCCCGCGGGGUGGAGAUCGCGGCAGGGGAGCGGCUGUUUGUCGCCGCGGAGCUUUUCCGGGGCGUCCUCGCCUCCCAGGUGGCCGGUGCGUGGAGCGAGCCGGAGGCGCUCGAGCGGGCGGGCGACUUCUGGUCGAAGGACUUGCUGGCAAGUGCGGCGGCGGCGAGCAGGCGGCAGCGGGUGCUCGAGCGGGCAGGGGAGCAGCCGCCGCAGCCAACGGAGGACGAGGGGGGCGGCGGGUGCUACUACGCGUGGUCGAGAGAGGUCCUACUGCCACGCUGCGGCGGGCGCUACUACCACGCUGCGGCGGCGGAGGAGUGGAUCCCGGGGUGGCAGCGAGUGCUCUUCGUCUCUCACGCCUGGUCGCCCCCGCCUGGCUGGGCGGAGCUGAUGGGGGCCCAGUGCCGGUACGGCGACGUGAAGGCGGCAGAGGUGUGCAUCGCCGCGAAGGAUCUGGCCGGCCAGGCGAGCGGUAGGGGGGCGGCCGCUCGGGCGGACGCCGUGGCCGCUGGCGACGCCGUGCGUUGGGGGGAGGUGCGGCUCUGGAUCGACAAGUGCUGCGUGCAGCAGGGUGACGCGGUGCAGGUCGCCACCUGCGUGGAGCUCUUCGAGGAGUUCAUCCAACUCAGCGACGGCGUGCUGGUCUUGCCCGCCUGGAACUACUUCGAGCGGCUCUGGUGCGUCUACGAGUGGGCAUGCUUCACCAUGUUCCACGAGCCCGAGGAUGUGGUGCUGUGCGCCGACGCUUUCUUGCGGCCGAAGUCCCUGCCGCUGUUCCUCAAGUCCAUCAGGAACUUCUCGCUGGAUCGCUGCCAGUGCUUCCAUGCCCCAGACCGGGAGAUCCUCCGCCGGAAGGUGGACCAGUACUACACCUCUGUCCGGGCGUUCGAGACCUUCGUGCGCUUCACCGCCGUUGCGUUCUUCGGCCGGUGCAUGACCCACCGGGCCGGCCGCGCCUCCGCGCAGCUGGCGCCGUGGGCCGACCUCGCAGAGGAGUUCGGCUUCGCCGCUCUGGCGAGGGAGCUCCGCACAGCCGACCAGAGCUCCAAGCGGUGGCGCCGGGAGGCCUACCGAAGCGCCAGCGGGAGCCAUUGGGAGGAGGCGGCGGGGGGCAAGAAGCUUCCGAACAGGGAGCCAGAUCAGCCAACGGCAGCGCGGGCCUCCUCCUCGGGCGUGCAGGCGCUGAUCUGCGAGAAAUCGGACGCUUGGUUUUCGCGGCACAUCGCGCCGCUGGUGGAGGUGGCCCGCAACGAAGCGGCGAAUCCGGACGCGCUGCGGCUUGUGGCCCGGGGCCGAUGCCAGGGCCGGCGUCGUCUCUUUUGUUACGCGUGA